CAGCUCUUCAUGCUGGAUAAUGCCCUCACCGAUUGGCGAAUUGCAGUCAGCACUCCGAAACUGGCUUUCAUCAUGCUUGAGUUUUUAGUCUGCUCCCUUCACCCUUUCCCGGUGGGAGAUUUCUUUUGCCUAGAUCCAAAGCCGGAACAGGACUACGUCUUCCUCUCGGAUGUUGACAUGUUACUCUCCCUGGUGAUGUUCCUUCGCCUCUAUCUGGUCCCUCGAGCCGUGCUACUGCGGAGUAGCGUGCUGGGAGAUGCCUCUUACCGCAGCAUCGGGUCGCUCAACAAGAUCCACUUCCAGUACCCUUUCGUGUUACGGGUGAUGGUCAACAGCCAGCCGGGCCGUGUGCUGCUCAUCUUUACGAUGGGGCUCUGGAUCAUUGCUUUUUGGGUACUGUCCGUCUGUGAACGG
This is a messenger RNA of Thamnophis sirtalis, 414 nucleotides long. The record is from RefSeq and is a predicted model, not a curated record. NCBI's taxonomy places the organism in Eukaryota, Metazoa, Chordata, Lepidosauria, Squamata, Natricidae.